GCUCCCGGCUCCGGCUCCCGGGCCGGCGGGCGGCCGCUCACCAUGCCCGGCAAACACCAGCACUUCCAGGAACCGGAGGUCGGCUGCUGCGGGAAAUACUUCCUGUUUGGCUUCAACAUUGUCUUUUGGGUGCUGGGAGCCCUGUUCCUGGCCAUUGGUCUCUGGGCCUGGGGUGAGAAGGGUGUUCUCUCCAACAUCUCAGCACUGACAGAUCUGGGAGGUCUGGACCCAGUGUGGCUGUUUGUGGUGGUCGGAGGGGUCAUGUCAGUGCUGGGCUUUGCUGGCUGCAUUGGAGCCCUCCGGGAGAACACCUUCCUGCUCAAGUUUUUCUCCGUGUUUCUUGGCCUCAUCUUCUUCCUGGAGCUGGCGACAGGGAUCCUGGCCUUUGUCUUCAAGGACUGGAUUCGAGACCAGCUCAACCUCUUCAUCAACAACAACGUCAAAGCCUAUCGGGAUGACAUUGACCUCCAGAACCUCAUUGACUUUGCUCAGGAAUACUGGUCUUGCUGUGGAGCCCGAGGGCCCAACGACUGGAACCUCAAUAUCUAUUUCAACUGCACUGACUUGAACCCGAGCAGGGAGCGCUGCGGGGUGCCCUUCUCCUGCUGCAUCAGGGACCCUUCGGAAGAUGUCCUCAACACCCAGUGUGGCUAUGAUGUCCGGCUCAAACUGGAGCUGGAACAGCAGGACUCCAUCCACACCAAAGGCUGUGUGGGCCAGUUUGAGAAGUGGCUGCAGGACAACCUGAUCGUGGUGGCCGGGGUCUUUGUGGGCAUCGCCCUUCUGCAGAUCUUUGGUAUCUGCCUGGCCCAGAACCUCGUGAGUGACAUCAAAGCGGUGAAGGCCAACUGGAUCAAACAUGAUGAUGGCUACAAACUACUCAAAUAAACAAAACCCUGAACAGCGCUGGCUUGCACCCACCAUCUCGGAGGUUCUGGCAGCUGCAGGGCCUCAGCAGAGCUCUCCGCCCGAGGCCCCGGCUCAGACCCAACUUGCCAGUGUGCUUUGGUCUGAGUGGUGUAUCGGAGCCGACCUUUAAAACCUGGCAUAUUUCACAUAAAAAGUCCAGUCCCCGGCUUCUCGUGAAGAAUGGCCAUCUGGCCACGGCGGCUCUUCUGUGGCAACUUCUCCCGGGACCUGCACUUCCCUUCUGCUCACCCAAGUGCCCUGCCUGACCCCCCUUAGACUGGGAGUUGACCUCCCCACACCUCUGUAGAGUUAUUCCCUGCAGGCACUCAAGGCUUCUGUGGGCCAAGCCUGGAGUGAGGCAUGGGGAUAUGAGGUGGAGAGGAGGGACGUGGCACUGAAAGACCACGGCCUGGGCAGAGUCUGGCCUUGCUGGGGACUGAGGUGGGUACCAGGGUGCCCAGAAAAAUGGCUAAGGGAAGGGAUGGCGAGCAGGCAGCUUUUAGAAGGAAAUCACUGGUCUCCAGGGGUUGGCCUCUAUGGGCAUGGGAAAAUACAGUUUGGAUGACCAUCAGUGUGACUCCUGGGCUCAUUUGGAAUCAAUUUCAAAAUCACCCCAGUGGCCUGCAGAGCUGCCUCAUGCCCACCAGAGGGCGCGCCAGCACAACAUUCUCGGUCUGGCUGCUUUGCUCCAGCAUCCUCACCUGUACAGCCGGUACCUGGUGUGCCUGGUGUAUCCACCUUGCUUUCUAGUGCUUCGGGGAAUUCAGCAAGGACACAGUGUCCUGGGAACCCUCACAGGCACAGGCCAUGGGUGGUUUAUACAUGCUACAAUAAAUGAAGCUCACAGUGAC
Condylura cristata (star-nosed mole) is the source of this 1760-nucleotide messenger RNA. RefSeq names its product tetraspanin 17 (gene TSPAN17). The record is from RefSeq and is a predicted model, not a curated record. Gene Ontology annotation, biological process: regulation of vascular endothelial growth factor signaling pathway; protein maturation; protein localization to plasma membrane. Lineage: Eukaryota; Metazoa; Chordata; Mammalia; Eulipotyphla; Talpidae. The transcript has 9 exons. Gene Ontology annotation, cellular component: membrane. Bases 43 to 888 code for a protein of 281 amino acids.